Molecule: messenger RNA, 690 nt
Organism: Camellia sinensis
Lineage: Eukaryota; Viridiplantae; Streptophyta; Magnoliopsida; Ericales; Theaceae
Source: RefSeq, a predicted model, not a curated record
AUGGAUUUACAAAAUCAAGCUGACGGAGUUCUUAUAGUUCUUGAUGAUGUGGAUACGAUAGACCAACUAGAUGCAAUACUUGGAACACGAGAUUUGCUUUUUCAAGGUAGUAAAAUCAUCAUAACCACUAGACAUGAGCCGUUGCUAAGGGCUUAUGAAGUUUGCCACAUUCACAAGGUUGGAAAUUUGGAUUACAAUGAGUCCUUAGAGCUCUUUAGUUGGCAUGCCUUUGGGCAAAACCGUCCCAUUGAUGGUUUCAUAGAGGUCUCAGAAUGGGUGAUACAAUACUGUGGAGGGCUUCCAUUAGCUAUAAAAUUUUUUGGUUCUUCUCUAUUAGGGAAAAGCUUAAAUGUCUGGAAAAUUCAAUUGGAGAAAUUGAAAGCGAUUCCUGAUUAUCAAGUCAUUGAAAAACUCAAAAUAAGCAAUGACUCUUUGCAAGAUGACCACGACAAAAAUUUAUUCCUCUAUGUUACUUGUUUCUUUGUUGGGACGGAUGAAGAUUGGGUAGUUACAAUUCUAGAUGGAUGUGAUUUUUACACAAUGAUUGGGAUUCAAAAUCUCAUUGAUAGAUGUCUAUUAAUGAUUGAUAAACACAAAAAUUUGGUGAUGCAUCAAUUUGUUCAAGAAAUGGGAAAAGAAAUUGUUCAUCAAGAAUUACCUAAGGAGCUAGGAGAACAUAGUAGACUCUGA